This is a messenger RNA of Octopus bimaculoides (California two-spot octopus), 3705 nucleotides long. RefSeq names its product vesicle-fusing ATPase. Lineage: Eukaryota; Metazoa; Mollusca; Cephalopoda; Octopoda; Octopodidae. Gene Ontology annotation, molecular function: ATP hydrolysis activity; ATP binding. Gene Ontology annotation, biological process: intra-Golgi vesicle-mediated transport; SNARE complex disassembly; Golgi to plasma membrane protein transport. The record is from RefSeq and is a predicted model, not a curated record. Gene Ontology annotation, cellular component: Golgi stack.
ACAGCAGACGAUGGAUCACGUUACCAGAGUUUACUGUACUAUACUACAGCGCUGGCGUAGAGCGAGUAGUGAGCCGCCGCCAUUAGUCCUGCCACACACACAACAAACAGCGACACCGCAGCCUCAAACCUUUCUUCCUCCAGCCAUGUCUAAGCCAUAUAUUAUUGACAAGUGCCCGGGGAGUGAACUAACUUUCACAAAUUGUGCUAUCUUCAGUGUUGCUGAUGAUUUUAUUACCAAGUCAAUCAAAUAUGUGAUCCUCAAAAAUCCUAGAGGUAUUGACUAUAAAAUCUCAGUCAUUCACAGUGACCAAGUGGGAAAAGGUCGUGUGACAUUCAAUGCGUUACAUAGGAACUGGGCAAGCCUUCCACUUGGCCAAAGGGUGGAAGUGACUCCCAUUCCAGAAAGUUCCUUGGAUUCUAUUGAGUCUAUCGUUGUUGACAUUGAUUUCUUCAGCAAGAAGAAAAUAUCAAAUGAUACCAUGGAUUCUGAAUGUAUUACUAAUGAGUUUAUUCAAAAGUUUACUGGAAUUUUAUUCUCAGUUGGAAUGCCAUUUGCAUUUGAGUUUGAAAUGAAGAAAACAGUCUUUUCAGCUUCUGUAAAAGAGAUUAAAGUGUAUGAUAUUGCAAACCAAGUGGGUGGCACAGCCGGUGUACGAGGGGGUAUUACUGGUAGAUUACUGAGUACAACUAAUAUCAAGUUCCUAGCAUCUGAACAUUCCGCUAUUGUUCUUGUUGGCAAGAACAAAGGGUACACAUCUGUGAUUUCUCCUGACUGGGACUUUACUAAGAUGGGCAUUGGCGGUCUGGACAAUGAAUUCUCCACCAUCUUCCGGAGAGCAUUUGCUUCUCGUGUUUUCCCACCAGAUAUUGUCAAACAGUUAGGUGUGCGUCAUGUGAAAGGAAUUCUGCUAUUUGGUCCUCCCGGUACUGGCAAGACUCUUAUUGCCAGGAAAAUAGGUCAGAUGUUGAAUGCAACAGAACCAAAGAUUGUAAAUGGUCCACAGAUUCUGGACAAGUAUGUCGGAGAGUCUGAAGCAAACAUCAGAAAAUUGUUUGCUGAUGCUGAAGAAGAAGAGAAAGCUCGUGGUAGUAACAGCCGUCUUCAUAUAAUUAUAUUUGAUGAAAUUGAUGCCAUUUGCAAGCAGAGAGGAACAGUGGGUGGAGGUACAGGUGUACAUGACACAGUUGUCAACCAGCUUCUAACAAAGAUUGAUGGUGUCGAACAACUUAACAACAUUCUUGUCAUUGGUAUGACAAACAGAAAAGAUCUGAUUGACGAUGCUCUCACCCGACCUGGACGAAUGGAGGUUCAAAUGGAGAUAGGUUUACCUGAUGAGAAAGGCAGAGUGGACAUUUUGAAAAUCCACACUAAGUCAAUGAGAGAAAGUAAACUGCUUCAUGACAAUGUAGACCUCAAAGAAAUUGCUAAUAAAACAAAGAACUUUAGUGGAGCUGAACUCGAAGGUCUUGUACGCUGUGCAGUUUCCACUGCUAUGAACAGUUUAAUAAAGGGCUCCAAUAAAGCAGAAAUUGAUCCUACAGAGGCAGAAAAUGUCAGAAUCACCCAAGAUGAUUUCCUAAGCUCAUUGGAUGAUAUCAAACCAGCAUUUGGUCGCAGCGAUUUCAACUUCAACUCCUUCUUUCCAAAUGGUAUCAUUGAAUGGGGUGAUUCCGUUCGUGAGGUUCUCCAGUAUGGCAACCUACUAAUUUCUCAGAUCAAAAACAGCACAAAGACACCUCUUCUAACCAUGUUGCUACAUGGCGCCCCUGGUGCUGGAAAGUCAGCAUUUGCAGCCUAUCUGAUGGCCAACUCAGAUCUGCCUUUCGUCAAGAUAUGUUCCCCUGAGCAAAUGAUUGGAUUCAGUGAAAUGGCCAAAGUUCAGUACAUUCGAAAGAUGUUUGAAGAUGCUUACAAGUCUCCUCUCAGCUGCAUUCUUCUUGAUGAUAUUGAACGGAUUAUUGACUAUGUGGCUAUUGGUCCAAGGUUCUCCAACAAUGUACUACAAUGUCUCCUAGUCUUGCUCAAAAGAUGUCCUCCAAUGGGUCGACGUCUUCUCAUAUUUGGAACAACUGGCCUGAAAGAUGUUCUUACUGAGAUGGGAAUGUUAAAUGCUUUCAUGGCAAACCAACAUGUAUCAGUUUUAACAAAACCAGAUCAUGUUAUGGUGGCGUUACAAGAGUUGGAAAUAUUCAACACAAAUGACAUGGAAAAGAUCAGAAGCAAGAUCUACGACAGAAGAUUCCAUUUACCAAUAAAGAAAUUGUUAAUGAUUGCAGAGUUUGCUAGGCAGGUUGAUGAAAAAGAACGAACUCAGCAGCUUCUACAUCGCUUCGAAGAUGAAGGAUGCAUGUUCUUAGACAGUAUGUAAAAAUAAAAGAGGUGCUUUACAUAAUUAUUUUUGUCACUAUUUGUUUUCUUAGCCCCGUUUCUUAAUUUAUGUUUAAUUUUUAAUGUACCGUAUUAUUAUUAGUAAUUUUUUUCGUUUUUUUUUUAAAGAAAAUAUUUUGAGCUCUAUUUUAUUUCAUCUCAGUUUGUCUCAUCGCCAUCCACGUUUGUGAGUACAUUUUGUGCUUGGGCUUACGGAAAGGAGUUAUAAGGGCGAAGUGGUGGAAUCAAUAGAGCUUUUGAACAACAUACCGUCUGGUAUUUUGUUGUGUCACUCUACAUUUUGAGUUCAAAUCCUGCCAGGGCCAACUUUGCCUUUAAUCUUUCUAGAGUAAAUAAAAUAAGUACCUAAGUACUAGAUUUCAUUUAAUCAACUGUUUCUUCUAUCCCAAAAUGUUUGGCCUUAUGCCUAUAUUGAAACUGUUAUCCUUAUUAGUGUAAUUUAUUAUCGGUCGCUGUUAUUAUUGAAGUGGUGUGGUGGUAGUAUUUAGUUAUGUCCUUAUAGAUCUUGAGAUCAAAUCCCAGCUAGGUGAACUUUUCCUUUCAUCCUUCUGGGGUUGAUAAAAUAAAGUACCAGUCAAGAACUGGGGGACAAUAUAACUGACAACUACCCCACCUUCCAGAUCUCUGGCUUAGAGCCUAUUUAUUGUUAUAGAUGUUUUUGCUGUUAUUAUCUGUUACUAUUAUUAAGUUGGGGCAGUGGCAGUAUUUGUUACGUUCCUAUAGAUUCAGAGAUCAAAUCACACCAAGGUCAACUUUGCCUUUCACCCUUCCAGUGGUGGAUUGUCGAUAAAAAUAAGUACCAGUGAGGAACUGGGUUGAUUUAAGCAGCUGUUCCCUUCCUUAUAAUUUAUGACCUUGUGCCUACAUAAUAAAUGAUUUAUUGUUACUGAUUAAUAUCAUUAUUUUUGUUGUGAGUGUUGUGGUGUGUUGGUAAGUUACUCUGUAAAUUAUGUUUCACUUGUGCUGCUAAUGAUGCUGGAUAAAAACAAAAAGUUUUGUACAGCAAAACAAGUCAAACCACUAUGUUAUCGUCAGUUUUUUUUUUGUUCCUUUCUGUUUUAAAAUAAACAGAAAGGAGAUUUAUGACAAAAAGCAACUCCUAAUUUUAACAAAGCUGCUCAAAAUGUAGCACACGUUAUGUAUAUUUACCACGAUAUUUAUUCAAAUUUAAAAAAAAAAAAAAAUCUUGACUCUUCUCAGUAAAGUAAAAAUGAUAAUAAUAAUAAUAAAUAAAACUAAAAAAAAAAUACAUUUAGAAAAUGUUCUAUAUUGUGUGAUUUUCUGUCUAUAAAGCUAUACUUGUCAUGUAUUGUC